This is a messenger RNA of Etheostoma spectabile (orangethroat darter), 1660 nucleotides long. RefSeq names its product interferon-induced protein 44-like. Gene Ontology annotation, biological process: immune response. Gene Ontology annotation, molecular function: GTP binding. The transcript is spliced from 8 exons. Lineage: Eukaryota; Metazoa; Chordata; Actinopteri; Perciformes; Percidae. Bases 248 to 1660 code for a protein of 470 amino acids. The record is from RefSeq and is a predicted model, not a curated record.
UCCAGUUAACUUAACAUUGUUUUAGGCCUGUUGAAAAAUAAGUAUUGAAUAAAAAGGGGCGGAGACCCCCAAAGGGCUUGGCAAGCCGCGUGACAACACAGUUUUAUGUAGUCCAUGGAGAACACCAACCAGUUUCACUUCUGUUGUAAGCCUACCCCCGACGGAGAAACUCACAUCUUACUGAACCACAGCGACCCUGUUUUAUAAAAGCACUACGGCAGGUGUGUUUGGAAAGUCCACCUCAGUCAUGUCCGUGGUCACAUCCAUCUUGUCUAUAGAUCUGCAGAAGAAGCUGCUCUCUGUCCUCGGUCAUGUCAGACUCCACCUGCUCUACAAAGCCAGCGUCCACGGCUACACUGCUGCUGCUUUCCACAACCGCUGUGACAAACAGGGGCCCACUGUCAUUGUCGCCUACAAUGCUGCUGGGUUUGUCUUCGGGGCCUACACCUCAAAAGACUACACCCAGAGCGGAGAGGGUGUCCGGGACGAGGAGGCCUUCCUCUACAGCAUCAGUGCAGGGGAAGAUAAACCCCUGAGGGUGGCAGGUAUCAGCGGACAGUCUGCUUUUACAGACGGAGCCACUGGUCCGAAUUAUGGUGCUUUGGUGUUCCUGCAUGAGGACAAACCUGAGAUCCAGUCCAACCCAGGGACAAACUUCACCUUUCAGGCUGCGGCAAUGCACGGAGAAGACUUGGCACUGACGGAGUUUGAAGUGUUUCGAGUGGAAGGCUUGGGAGAUGUUCUGGCCAAACCCUGGAGGAAUGUACAGUGGACAAAUGAGAGGAAGCAGCAGUUGAUGACGGCUAUUCAGAGCUAUAAGCCUGACAUUAAAACAGUUAAUGAAGCCCGGGUGUUGUUGGUUGGACCUGUCGGGGCCGGCAAGUCCAGCUUCUUCAACUCCAUCAACUCAGUGUUUCGAGGCAACAUGACAUGCCAGGCCAUUGCUGGUACAGCAGGGAAGAGUGUGACCACUCAGUUCCGGACGUACACCAUCAAGGCAGGGAAACGUGGUGGAGCUGUUCCUCUGAUCAUGUGUGACACAAUGGGGCUGGAGGAGAACACUGAUGCUGGUUUGGACACUGAGGACUUAGUCAACAUCUACAAGGGCCACAUUAAAGAUCGCUACCAGUUUAGUCCAUCCACUCCUCUCCAGGCGGACGCUCCUGGCUUUAAGAAGCAAGCGACUCUGAAUGACAGCAUUCACUGUGUUGUUUACGUGAUCGACACCUGUAAGGUCUCGCUCCUCACCCAAAAAAUGCUGGACAAGUUCGCUAGCAUCCGGAAAAAGACCAACCAGCUGGGAAUUCCUCAGAUUCUGCUGAUGACUAAAGUGGACGAAGCCUGUCCUCUGGUGGCAGAAGAUUUAAAGAACGUGUAUAGCAGUGUUUACAUCCAGAGGAAGGCCCGGGAGUUGAGCGAGUCUCUGGGCAUCCCCUUGUCCUGUGUGCUGCCGGUGAAGAACUACAGCGAGGAGCUGGAGCUGGACCAAGACACUGACAUACUACUGUUGACUGCUGUGGAGCAGAUGCUGAACUAUGCAGAUAGCUUCUUCGAGAACCAGGUCAUUGAGGACCAAUUAAUGAUUGAGCAGCCGGAUCUCUACAGAUCCAGUGAUCUUACCCGUCCAGAUCUAUCACAACAAACUAAACACAUUGUUUGA